Molecule: messenger RNA, 2615 nt
Organism: Gadus macrocephalus (Pacific cod)
Lineage: Eukaryota; Metazoa; Chordata; Actinopteri; Gadiformes; Gadidae
Product: multiple C2 and transmembrane domain-containing protein 1-like
Exons: 14
Coding region: 396-2615 (739 amino acids)
Biological process (GO): regulation of neurotransmitter secretion
Cellular component (GO): synaptic vesicle membrane
Molecular function (GO): calcium ion binding
Source: RefSeq, a predicted model, not a curated record
GCCUGUGGAAGAGUUCAGCACACACACCCUGAAGGAUGUUGGACAACACUGAAUAUCCAACUAUAUUAUUAUUCUUUGCGCCAAUAUGACAAAAACAUAGAAUGACCCAACAUUGUGCAACAACUUGCUUAAAGAACGCCAGGAUAAUACAAGAUAAACGGAAGAUGUUGGUCGUAUCACCACCUUGCAUUCACCCACUUCCCCACCUGCGAAGGACUGGAUUAUUUUGAAUGUGAUAACAAGACUACCCACUCCUUACGUUGCGCGGGAUCAGCUUGGCACUGUGAUCAUCAUCGUCGUCAGUGGAAGAAGUGGUACUACGCUGUCUCUGCACACGUUGACAUCCAUUCAACACACAGAGUGGGCUCAGGCUGGCAGGUUGCUGCACAAGCACCAUGGAGGACAGGACACCCAAGGAAGAGAGCAGCGGCAGCAGCAGCACCCAUAAAGGACAAGAAUCGCAGUCUUACCAACGGAGGAUGUGGAAAAAUUUCACAGGGAAAACCAAACCGUGGCUGAGCCCGAAAUUGGGCUCCGAGCGUCGAAGUUCCGGAGGGGCAGAUGGCAGUAAGAAGGAAUCGGGUCUGUGGAUGUUUAAAAGGAAAAAGAAACAGAUGGACCGCGUCUUUUCGUCGUCCCAGCCCAAUCUGUCCAGCUCUCAUCCGCCGUCGUUCAAGGGGGGUGAGUCUCCUGGAGGUGACCCGCUCCCCGGUACCAGCGUAGGGGGUCCCAUGCAACCCCUGAUGGGGGCAGCAGCCGGACCUACAGGGAGCAAGCCUGAGCUGACCACGCACGGCAGCCCCAAGCUCGCCGUCACUCAGCUGAUUCUGUCCCAACAGAAGAGCUCCUCUCUCGGCUCGGCGUGCUUCGAGAAGCUGGUGGUGGACCCAGCUGUGUUGGCGUUGGGCGAGGAGGCUGAGUUGCGUAAAAACGCAAGCGACUCGGGCAUCAGCAUCGUGGGACCGAGUACUGUAGAAUCGCCUCCGAGGCCUUCAUGUCCAGCCAUGUUCCAGCUGGACAUCAUCCUGAAGAAAGGCAACAACCUGGCCAUCAGGGACAGGACAGGAACCAGCGACCCGUACGUGAAGUUCAAGAUCGGGGGGAAGGAGGUGUUCAAGAGCAAGACCAUCUUCAAGAACCUCAACCCGGUGUGGGACGAGAGGGUCAGCCUCCUGGUGGAGACGCUGAGGGAGCCGCUGUACGUCAAGGUUUUUGACUACGACUUUGGCUUUCAAGAUGACUUCAUGGGCUCAGCACAGGUCCACCUGGAGUCCCUGGAACAUCAAAGGAUCCUUGACUUGACCCUUGACCUCGGGGACCCACAGUACCCUGACCAAGACCUUGGCACCAUCGAUCUGGGCAUCACUCUGUCACCAAAAGAUGGGGACAUUCGAGAAACCACCAUGCUCACGGGGAAAAGUUGGAAACGGUCCAGUAAGAACCAGAGCAUGCGUCUCUCAGACGUGCACAAGAAGUCCCAGCUGUGGCGCGGCAUCGUGAACAUUGGUCUGAUCGAAGGGCGCCGCCUCAAGGCCAUGGACGACAACGGGCAGAGCGACCCCUACGUCCGCUUCCGCAUGGGCCACCAGAAGUACAAGAGCAAGGUUUUAGCUAAGUGCCUGAACCCCCAGUGGAGGGAGCAGUUUGACUUCCACCUGUACGACGAGCAGGGGGGCUACAUAGACAUCACCGUCUGGGACCGGGACCAGGGCCGGAGGGACGACUUCAUGGGCAGGUGCACCAUAGAUCUGUCCACCCUGGCCCGGGAGCGGACUCACAAACUGGACCUCCCCCUGGAGGACGGGGCGGGCGUCCUGGUUCUCCUGGUCACCCUCACCGCCACCACCGCCGUCUCCAUCUCGGACCUGUCGGUCAACGCGCUGGACAACCCCUACGAGAGGCACCAGAUCGCACAGAGAUACGGCCUGAUGAGGUCGCUCAUCAACCUGAAGGACGUGGGCAUGGUGCAGGUGAAGGUCAUCAGGGCGGAGGGCCUCAUGGCCGCAGACGUCACAGGGAAGAGCGAUCCCUUCUGUGUAGUGGAGCUAAGCAACGACCGUCUGCAGACGCAGACCGUCUAUAAGAACCUCAGCCCUGAGUGGAACAAGGUCUUCACCUUUAACAUAAAGGACAUCCACUCCGUGCUGGAGGUCACCGUUUAUGACGAAGACCGGGACAGAAGCGCAGAUUUCCUCGGAAAAGUGGCGAUUCCCCUCCUCAAUAUCCAAAAUGGAGUACGCAAAGCCUACGCCUUGAAAAGCAAGGAGCUGACAGGGCCAACAAAAGGGGUCAUCUUUCUCGAAAUAGACGUGAUUUUUAAUGCUGUAAGUCUUUCUUAUUUUUUCUUUUUACGCCUUUCUAUUUUACGAUUCCACCCUUCCUGUUAUUUUUUUCACACCCCUCCCCUCCAUUCUUCCUCCCCCUCUCCCUUGCUCUUCCCUGAAUCCCUUUCCCUCUCGUACUGGUGUCUUUAUUCCGUCCCCCCACCCUCCCUCACCCCUUCCUCCCCCCUGGGUCCCCUCCUUUUGUUCGCCACCCCCGCGUCGCUGCUGUGCAUGGCUCCCGGUGCGGCCAUCUUGCAGCUCUGUUUCCCUCUGCCUCUGCCUCUCCUCUGA